AUGUCUGCUCCGGAAUCAAUGUCCGAAGAGGAUGAAAAUACAAUCGUGAUCCCCAUAGACCGGUCCUUCAGCGACGGCGACCCGGCACUAUGGCCGAAUGACCCCAAAUAUAAAUUAUGCAAUGACAGCACUUAUCGCGAGAAGCUUGCUGUGCUUUGGUUGAAGAAGAUGGGGGCUUAUGAAGAAGGAAUGAAUUAUAGUCUAGACAAACUCCCAGAAGGCUACGCCCUUCUUGAGAGACCUCGCAUUGUCAAUCCGGACAUUUAUGACAGGUUCCUUUACGGCCAUCCGGUUGGGCAGUAUUUCCAGUCGACGAUUCAAUUCUUCCCCCAUUUCUACUAUCUGAUGACGGGAGGAGCUACCCUGUGUAAAUGCGCACUUUGUGAGAGAUUGCAGAAGCAGAAAGCUCGUCGAGAAGCGGGCAUGCCACUUCGCGGUGGUCGACUACCAGGAUCAAAUUCCUCUCGAGGCUCGGGUACGAGCCCUCGGGGAUCAAGUUUAGCUUCCCGUGGAUCGGGUGUAGCCUCUCGAGGAUCGGGUGUAGCCUCUCGAGGAUCGGGUGUAGCCUCUCGAGGAUCGGGUGUAGCCUCUCGAGGAUCGGGUAUAGCCUCUCGAGGAUCGGGUAUAGCCUCUCGGGGUAAGCUGCUUGCUAGAGCUGGUAGGAUUGUAAGACAGCCGAUCCGCCCUGUUGUUGAUGGCGAAGGGCAAAUCGACGUCUACAAGUUGGCUAUUAUGGAGCUCAAAGAGAAUGGCCGGCUAGACAAGAAGAUCAAGGAGAAGACCAGUAUGGACUGGAGGGCUGAGAGAGAGAGACUCAGGGAAUAUCUCGAGAAGUUGGAUCUGCAGCCUUCUUACAUACCUCGGGCUGGUGAAAUCGUUCUCUGGACAUGUGAGCUUGAUGGGGAACUACUGUGGAACUCAGAGACCUAUCGCGUCGAAAUAUAUUCUGCUGAGGAGAAUAGAUGGUUUGGGGUGCCGGAAUGGCGAGCAGGAACCAUUGGACAGGUUCCGGAAGAUGAUAUCAUGCUUCAAGACUUGGUCAAGACUACUCCGAAGGGAAAGGCAGUGAAUUAUUCGGGAUUCCGCAUCGAGACUUUUCCUGACCCUAACAGUAGCGAUAAGAGCUACUCGUUGCAAUCCAAAUACGUUCCGCUACGGUGCAUCAAGCCGUUUAAUUCAUUCGAGCUCUUUGUGCAGGGAAUGCCACGCAAGGAGCUCCAUCCAUCCAUUGAGAAUGCCUUGACGGUCAUGUCCUCAUUCAGCUUGCUGGACAAGUACCAUGUCAAAGGCACUUGGCCGAACGCAUCUAUAUACUGCCGAGGGAUCUUCAUUGGCGCUGAGCUCUUAAUUAUCGGUGAUGCCGUUCGACUGAAGCCAAAGGGUUACAACCCGAAUAGCCUCCAGAGAGCAAGUGUGACAGACGUGAUGGUCAUUGACGAAAUCCAAAUGGAACUGAUAAACUGCGAGGAAGACGUCAAAUCCAGUCAGUUAGCAGAAGACUACCGCGUCCGCAUCAGUGGUAAAAUCUACACAACAAGCUCCGUCCGCGCACAAAAGGAAGCCGACGUCGCAAAACCUAUCCACGGCUUAUCCGAACAAGAAAUCUCAAACACCUUCCAAUACACCGACAUGGGCGGCUACGGCAACUGGUACCAUCUGUACACGGGCAAAACCGCCAAAGUCUCCCAUGACAUGAUCCUCGGCCGCUGCUACGAACCCGACGCCAUGCGUCUCCUCUUCGGCUCUCUCUCAAUGAACCACGACUUGCACGGCGUGAUUAUGGCGCGGGAGUACUCAAGACAAGCCGACGACCGCAUCCCUGAAGGCAAACAAUGGUUCUGGGGCGACUUUCGCACGCAGACACUCGCCAUCGACUCCCUCAACGGCGAGGACGUGGGCUACUACAGCGAAGCACGAGACAUCAAGAUGUGGCGCGCAAACCUCAAGAUAAUCGACGGCACAGCCUGUCCAGCAGAUUACCGCGAAGCGAAACUCCCCGGCGAGGUAGGAAGGCCGUCUGCCAAGUCGCGGUCGAGCUUUGGAGAGGUUCGUAAGACUAGCUCAUUAGUUAGUACGGGGUUGGGUGCUACGACUGAUAUAAGCAAUACGGUUAGUUCUGCGGAUGAAGGAGUUGCGCGUGAGGAGUCCUCGGAGGAGGAUUUUACUGUUCCUAUCCAGUAUCUGCAUGGUGGGACUGAGGAGACUGAGGAGACUGAGGAGGGGGAUUAUGUUCUUGAGAAAGAGAGGAAGGCGAAGCGGUCGAAACGUUGA
This is a messenger RNA of Aspergillus chevalieri, 2271 nucleotides long. RefSeq lists its product as uncharacterized. Gene Ontology annotation, biological process: silent mating-type cassette heterochromatin formation. Bases 1 to 2271 code for a protein of 756 amino acids. The record is from RefSeq and is a predicted model, not a curated record. The transcript has 4 exons. Lineage: Eukaryota; Fungi; Ascomycota; Eurotiomycetes; Eurotiales; Aspergillaceae. Gene Ontology annotation, cellular component: rDNA heterochromatin; SHREC complex.